This is a messenger RNA of Paramecium octaurelia, 1179 nucleotides long. Lineage: Eukaryota; Ciliophora; Oligohymenophorea; Peniculida; Parameciidae. The record is from the annotation of a GenBank genome assembly.
CCUUAGCAUCAAUUACAAAUUAUUUCAACUAUAUGUAUAGCUCCACACAAGUGUUAAUGUUAAAGAAAACUAUGUGCUUAAUGCCUUUACGAACAUGGAGUGGAUGUAAAAUAUGCAAUUCCUAUCCCUAUAUUUUAAGAAAUGGUAUUAGAAAAAUUGCAAAAAUACAAACCUGAUGAUACUUCUUAAAUUAACGAGUAGUGCAAACAAUUAUAAUCAUUCAUCUCUCAAACUGAAAGUAUGAUGAAGAAGAUUUGGGAAUAAUUAUAAGAAACAAUUCGAUAAAUUUAUGACAUAAUCGAACUUUAGAAUAAAGAAUUGUUAUAAAUAUUUAAUGUUAAUACAAAUGUUGUGGAAUAAUCAAACUCAUAUUUAGAAAAGUUAGUGCAAAUAGUAGAUGGAAGCAUAUUAAAAAAAUGGUAUGAUUAAAAGCAUUCUUAUUUAAAGAAAUUGUAAGUUGUCAAGGAUUGGUGGGGGAAAGAAAUUUAAAUUUUUAAUUAAAAGUUGAAUGUAGAAUUAAAAGAUGUUCUAUUAGCUAAAUACUCUAGCAUUAAAUAAAUUAAGUAAUCAUAAUAAGUGUAUAAAAAGAAAAAUGACAUUUAAGAUGUUUUGGCUACCUUAAAAAGCAUUGAUGAGAAAACUUAUAGUUUGAUGAUUGAAUUUUUGGUAAUAGAGAAAAUUACAGAUUGCUUAGAAUUUUUUUCAAAAGAUUUGCAUUUACAACAUUUAGAUAAUAUUUUUGUAAAGGAUGAUAAGAUGAAGUAGAAGGUAUAUAAUGACAUUUGUUUUACAGUUUAAAUAAUGAAAAAUAUUUAUGAAAUUGACUUUAAUAAACAGAAUUAUUCUACAGAAAAUUAUUUAACGAAAAAGUAAACUUUAAGGAAAAAAUUUAUAAAUGUUGAAAACAUAGUGCAAUUUUUGAAAUUCCUAGUUCGUCUGACAGCCAUUGACGAGAGGUUUAUUUAAAGUGGAUCGAAUGCACUCAAUUUAUUAGUAGAAAUGAAAGUGGAUUUGAGAGAAUAAAGCUUUGAGAAUAUAAGGAUUAGAGAUACUUCUUUGGUUGGUGGAAAUUUUGUAAGAUGCAAUUUCAAUGGAUCAGAAUUUGAUAAUGUGGAUAUAAGUGGAAUGAACUUGAAUUAAGCUUAAUUGUUCAAUUGUAAAUGGAACAAUAUUAAAAUA